UUUGAAUAUCUGCACUUCUGUCUUCGCUGUCGCCGAGCAGAGAAGAGAGCAGCGCGGACGCAGAGCAACACACACUCUUUCCUCUGCACGACACACACCUGCAGACGCCUCGAUCUACAGCUUCAGGUUCCUAAGAUGAGCAACCCGACCCCCAUCAGCCCGGAGGAGCAGGAGGAGCUGAGAGAAGCCUUCGCCAAGAUCGAUGUGGAUAAUAACGGCUUCAUCAGUAAGGACGAGCUGACGGAGCUGUUCAGAGCCGCCAACCUGCCGCUGCCGGGGUACAGAGUGAGGGAGAUCGUCCAGGAGCUCACCGUGUCCUCAGAACAGCUCACCCUGCCCCAGUUCACCCAGAUAGUGCACGGGCUGAAGAGCAGCGACGUGGCCAAGACCUUCCGGAAAGCCAUCAAUAAGAAAGAGGGACUCAGGAACGUGGCGGGAACGUCGGAGCAGUCGGGAACACAGCACUCUUACUCAGAGGAGGAGAAGGUGGCGUUUGUGAACUGGAUCAAUAAAGCUCUGGAGAAAGAUGCUGACUGUAAACACGUCCUGCCGAUGGACCCCCACACCGACGACCUGUUCACCGCCAUGGGGGACGGCAUCGUGCUCUGUAAGAUGAUCAACCUGUCCGUCCCCGACACCAUCGACGAGAGGACGAUCAACAAGAAGAAACUCACUCCCUUCACCAUCCAGGAGAACCUGAACCUGGCUCUGAACUCGUCGUCGGCCAUUGGCUGCCACGUGGUCAACAUAGGGGCGGAGGACCUGAAGGAGGGCCGGCAGCACCUGGUCCUGGGUCUGCUGUGGCAGGUCAUCAAGAUCGGGCUGUUCGCUGACAUCGAGCUCAGCAGGAACGAAGCUCUGAUGGCUCUUCUGCGUGACGGAGAGUCUCUGGAGGAUCUGAUGAAACUUUCCCCGGAAGAGCUGCUGCUGCGCUGGGCCAACUUCCACCUGGAGGAGGCCGGCUGCAGCAAGAUCAACAACUUCAGCUCUGACAUCAAGGACUCGAAGGCGUACUACAACAUCCUGAACCAGGUCGCCCCCAAAGGAGACGAGGAGGGGAUCCCCCCCAUCGCCAUCGAUGUGUCCGGACUCAGGGAGAAGGACGAUGUGCAGAGAGCGGAGAUGAUGUUGCAGCAGGCAGACCGGCUCGGCUGCAGACAGUUCGUCAUGCCGACAGACGUCGUCCGCGGCAACCCCAAACUCAACCUGGCCUUCGUUGCUAACCUGUUCAACAAAUACCCGGCGCUGAAGAAACCCGAGAACGUGGACAUCGACUGGAGCUCCAUCGAGGGUGAGACCCGGGAGGAGCGGACCUUCAGGAACUGGAUGAAUUCUCUGGGAGUGAAUCCUCGAGUGAACCACCUCUACGUGGACAUUGACGACGCGCUGGUGAUCUUCCAGCUGUACGAGAAGAUUAAGGUCCCGGUGGAUUGGGACAAAGUCAACAAGCCGCCAUACUCCAAACUGGGAAGCAACAUGAAGAAGCUGGAGAACUGUAACUACGCGGUGGAGUUGGGGAAGAAGGAGGCCAAGUUCUCUCUGGUCGGCAUCGCGGGGCAGGACCUGCACUCCGGGAAUCGAAAGCUCACCCUCGCUCUGCUCUGGCAGCUCAUGAGGAGGUACACUCUGAACAUCCUGGAGGAUCUGGGCGACGGUCGUAAAGUGACGGAUGACACCAUUGUGUGCUGGGUGAACGACGCUCUCAAUCAGGCGGGGAAACCCACCAUCAGCAGCUUCAAGGACGCGUCGAUCAGCAGCAGCAUGCCGGUCCUGGACCUGAUCGACUCCAUCCAGCCCGGAUCAAUCAGAUACGACCUGCUGAAGACUGAAGACCUGACGGAGGACGAGAAGCUCAACAACGCAAAGUAUACACUUCAGAUUCACAUUCACAGGAGCACGUUCAGCUGUAGACUGAGACCACUGAGACCACUGAGACCACUGAGACCACAGGAGCACGUUCAGCUGUAGACUGAGACCACUGAGACCACUGAGACCACUGAGACCACAGGAGCACGUUCAGCUGUAGACUGAGACCACAGGAGCACGUUCAGCUGUAGACUGAGACCACUGAGACCACAGGAGCACAUUCAGCUGUAGACUGAGACCACUGAGACCACAGGAGCUCGUUCAGCUGUAGACUGAGACCACUGAGACCACAGGAGCACAUUCAGCUGUAGACUGAGACCACUGAGACCACAGGAGCUCGUUCAGCUGUAGACUGAGACCACAGGAGCACGUUCAGCUGUAGACUGAGACCACUGAGACCACAGGAGCACAUUCAGCUGUAGACUGAGACCACUGAGACCACAGGAGCACGUUCAGCUGUAGACUGAGACCACUGAGACCACUGAGACCACAGGAGCACGUUCAGCUGUAGACUGAGACCACUGAGACCACAGGAGCACAUUCAGCUGUAGACUGAGACCACUGAGACCACAGGAGCACGUUCAGCUGUAGACUGAGACCACUGAGACCACUGAGACCACUGAGACCACAGGAGCUCUUUCCUCCCAUCAAACUCUAUAACUCCUCCCACUGUGCAAUAUUAAUACCAUCAUUACAAACACUCGCUGCUAUAUAACGUGCAAUAAUAAUACUAAUGUGCAAUAAUAACGUGCAAUUACGUAUCUGCCACUACAUCUUUUUGCACUUUUCAUUACUGCUUGUCAGUUUUUUGCAUUAGUUAUGUGACCGUCUAUGUUUCUUGUAGAUAUUUAAUUAACUGUUUUUAUUGCACUGUUUACUGUCUCUUUGUAACUCUGGCACAACAAUUUCCUUCGGGAUAAAUACAGUCCUAUCUUAUCUUGCAGAAUAAAAUAUCUCACAGGAACAGCAGAGGUGUGAACGUACCUGCCAAUUAACCCGAUUCAGAUUUAAAACUUGUUUACAGUAGCUUUAAAUGAACAGUAUCCUAUAUCCUGUGAGGUAGUGGAAGCAGGCUAGAAUAUGUGAGUACAGAUUGUUCAGGUGGAAUAACAGAACCUU
This is a messenger RNA of Trematomus bernacchii (emerald rockcod), 2985 nucleotides long. Its product is annotated as plastin-2. The transcript is spliced from 16 exons. The coding region runs from base 136 to 1968 and encodes 610 amino acids. The record is from RefSeq and is a predicted model, not a curated record. Gene Ontology annotation, biological process: actin filament network formation; actin filament bundle assembly. Gene Ontology annotation, cellular component: actin filament bundle; cytoplasm; actin filament. Gene Ontology annotation, molecular function: calcium ion binding; actin filament binding. NCBI's taxonomy places the organism in Eukaryota, Metazoa, Chordata, Actinopteri, Perciformes, Nototheniidae.